AUGUCGCCCAGGACAUCAAUGCACGAAAAGCAGGCUCUCCUACCGUCGAAGCCAGCCAUGGUGCACGGAAAUGCCAAGUAUACCCUUGUCAUCCACGGCGGUGCAGGCACAAUGGAACGACAUAGCUCAACGCCUGAGCUCCAGGUACAGUACAAAACCGCGUUGAGCAAUGCACUGCUUGCAGGGUAUGCGAUCCUGAGCGCAGGUGGCGAGGCGAUGGAUGCUGCUGUAGCGGCGGUUUCUUCCAUGGAAGAUUGCCCGCUUUUUAAUUCAGGAAAGGGGGCAGUAUUUAACGUCGAUGGCAAAAACGAGCUCGAGGCCUCUAUUAUGCUUUCCACGCCGCCCUCAACCCACCCGUCUAUCCCUCCCACGCGCCGCGGCGUCGGGCUCACGCUUCUCUCUCACACGCGUUACCCCUCCCAGCUCGCGCGUGCGCUCUACCUCGCGCCCGACGUUGCGCCGCACACGAUGCUCUCCGGGACCACCACGGAGACGCUCGGCGAAAAGAUGGGCGUGCAAAUGGUCGACCCCAGCUACUUCUUUACGGAGCAGCGUUGGCGCGAGCACCGGCGCGGCCUCGGGCUCCCCGAGGAGCCGUUGCCGUACCCGAGCGAGGGCCCCGACGUGCCGCAGAACCUGGACCACCUCCCCACGGGGACGGUGGGCGCGGUCGCACUGGACGUGCGCGGCUGCAUUGCUGCGGUGACUUCGACCGGUGGGCGCACGAACAAGCUUGUAGGGCGCGUUGGUGACACGCCGAGCAUGGGUGCGGGGUUCUGGGCUGAGGGAUGGCGCAUUGAGGGCUGGGCACAGCGUGCGUGGAGGAAGGUUCAGGGCAAGGGCGCUACAGUGGCGCUCGGUGUGAGCGGGACGGGCGACGGUGAUUAUUUCAUCCGCCUGGCGACUGCUUCGACUAUUGGCCGACGUAUGAGGUAUCUCGGUGAGUCUCUUGAAACGGCGGCGUGCCAUUGUGUAGAGGAGCUUCGGCGCGAUGGUGGUGUGGGUGGCGUGAUCUCUCUGGACAAUGAAGGCAAUGUCGCGAUGCCAUUGAAUUGCUCGGGCAUGUAUAGAGGUGUCGUCAGAGAAGACGGUGCCCCAAAGACGGCUAUCUUCGAUGACGACGAACUGAGCUAG
Messenger RNA from Sparassis crispa, 1134 nucleotides. RefSeq lists its product with no specific name. Lineage: Eukaryota; Fungi; Basidiomycota; Agaricomycetes; Polyporales; Sparassidaceae. The coding region runs from base 1 to 1134 and encodes 377 amino acids. Gene Ontology annotation, molecular function: hydrolase activity. The record is from RefSeq and is a predicted model, not a curated record. The transcript has 6 exons.